Messenger RNA from Humulus lupulus (European hop), 2378 nucleotides. Its product is annotated as LEAF RUST 10 DISEASE-RESISTANCE LOCUS RECEPTOR-LIKE PROTEIN KINASE-like 2.1. Bases 402 to 2333 code for a protein of 643 amino acids. Gene Ontology annotation, biological process: protein phosphorylation. The record is from RefSeq and is a predicted model, not a curated record. Gene Ontology annotation, molecular function: protein kinase activity; ATP binding; polysaccharide binding. The transcript is spliced from 3 exons. NCBI's taxonomy places the organism in Eukaryota, Viridiplantae, Streptophyta, Magnoliopsida, Rosales, Cannabaceae.
GACCAACAAUUAGUAAAUAAAGUUGGAAGGGUUACUUAUAAUACUGAAAUCUGCUUGAUUACAUUCCAAUGUUCCAAAACAACCAUGCCAAAGUAAUGAAUGAAAACAUAGCAAAAAUGAUACCAAAUGAAAACAGACAACCCUCUGUCCAAAAAUUACCCAAGCCUUCAAUUUUGAUUUAACUUAUCAGAAUUAAUUUCCAAAAAUAAUUAAUACAAUUGGAAAAAUGAAGUCGGGAUCAACCAGUCAUGUGCAAGUUGGUACUUUUCAAACUUGCUGAGCCAAAACGAGUAUAAAUGAAACUUCAAAGUAAGAAGGCUCCUUGAAACUUUCGAGUUAUUAGAAUCAAUGUUGAACAGUCUCCAACUACUAUAAAGAUCGUCUUCAACCCGACUUUCACCAUGUUCAAUAUGAAAAUCGUCUUCUACUAUCUCGUAUCAGCUCUCAUAUUCUUAAAUCUCUACACUUUUUCACAUUCCUUUGUUGAUGCCGCCGACCCCCAAUACGAGGCCUGCAGAGUCCCCAAAAUUUGUGGAGACCAAACAAUAAGCUUCCCUUUCUUCAUUCAGGGCCAGCAAGAGUCUUACUGCGGCUACCCAUACCCAGGCUUCAACCUCUCCUGUGACCCAAAUGGCCGCUCCAUUCUCAACCUCUCCGGCCAAAACUACGUCGUUCGACAAAUCUUCUACCAUAACCGAUCUGUUAUUGUCUCGAACGCCGCGUUACUGGAUCCUGAAGAAAACGGUUGCAUCGCUUCUGUACCGAAUUUAACUCUCUCCUCUGAUUUCAAGAUCGCCGAGGGUCAAAAUAGUGUAGUUUUGCUGUAUAAUUGUCGAGCUUUUUCUUCGGUUGGGAGGAGCAAUCCUCUUCUGAAGUACAGGAUCGGUUGCUAUGCGGAAAACCAGACGAAUUCGGUGUUGGCUAUUUAUGAGAGCGACGGAGAUCAAUUGGCUCAGGCGUCGAGAACGUGUGGUCCGAUUGGAGAUGUGGUGGUGGCCAAUACGAAGGCGGUGGAUGGGUAUAUGGGAGGUAGCAGUGAGAACGAAGGAAUGUUGAUGAGAGAGGUGUUGAGGAGAGGGUUCAUGCUUACGUGGUUGGCUAGUGACUGUAGCUUAUGCGAGAUCAGUGGGGGUAAGUGUGGAUUUAUGGUGCCGUCCUAUCAUUUCCGGUGCUUCUGCCCUGAUAUGCCUCACGCCGCGAGGUGUUUUCCGGCGGCAUCGGGAAAGAAUGGAAAGCUUGGAUUAGGAUUGGGUGUUAUUCUUGGUGGAAUUGGAAUUAUUGUAAGUGCAGUAGUUGCAUGGCGACUGUGGAAGAAGAAGCAUCAAACUGAUGAGAACGUUGAGGUCUUCCUGAAAAGAUAUGGGCCCAUUCAAGUUGGAAGAUAUAGUUAUUCGAAAAUUAAGAAAUUGACAAACUCAUUUGCAGAAAAAUUAGGGCAAGGAGGUUUUGGUGAUGUAUACAAAGGAAAGUUAGAUGACGGUCGGCUAGUUGCGGUGAAGGUGUUGAACAAAUCAAAGAGCAAAGAUGGACAAGAACUUAUCAAUGAGGUAGCGACUAUAAGCAGAACUUCCCAUAUCAAUGUUGUCACUCUAUUGGGAUUUUGUUUUGAUGGUCCCAAAAAAGCUCUAAUUUACGAGUUCAUGCCCAAUGGAUCUCUUGAGAAAUUUAUAUUUGAUGACAAUACUACAGUUGAUGAUGAAAACAGUUAUCACUUAGAUUGGGAAACUUGCCAUCAAAUCUCACUCGGCAUUGCCAAGGGACUUGAGUAUUUGCAUCGUGGUUGCAACACCCAAAUUUUACAUUUUGACAUCAAACCUCAUAAUAUUCUUCUUGAUGUUGGGUUUGUGCCCAAAAUUUCAGAUUUUGGCCUCGCCAAAAUUUGUAAAAGGGAAGAAAGUCAUGUUUCAAUGUUGGGCCCAAGAGGGACUGCUGGAUAUAUUGCUCCUGAAGUAUUUAAUAGAAACUUUGGAAAUGUCUCACAUAAGUCAGAUGUCUAUAGCUAUGGAAUGAUGGUGUUAGAGAUGAUAGGAGGGAGAAAAAAUAUUAAUAUCCAAGUUGAUAAUACAAGUGAGAUAUAUUUUCCACAUUGGAUUUACAAGCGCCUUGAGUUAAAUGAGAAUCUUGGAUUGAAGAGAAUCAUUAAUGAAGAAGAGGGAGUGAGAGUUAAGAAGUUGAUAAUAGUAAGCUUGUGGUGCAUUCAAACAAGCCCUUCAAAUCGACCAGCCAUGAAUCGAGUAAUUGAAAUGUUGGAAGGGAGAGUUGAUUCCUUGGAAGUUCCACCCCAACCUUUCUUGUAUUCACCCUCAAGAUCAUCACCACCUGAAUCUUCUUAAGCAUUUGUAAGUUAGAUAUUUGAAGUGGUUUUUACAAGUUGCUGA